GCCAUGAGUUUGCCUCUGAAUCCAAAGCCCUUCCUCAAUGGGCUGACUGGGAAGCCCGUGAUGGUGAAGCUGAAGUGGGGGAUGGAAUACAAAGGCUAUCUUGUCUCUGUCCACAGCUACAUGAACACGCAGCUUGCAAAUACAGAAGAAUAUAUUGAUGGUGCAUUAUCUGGACAUCUUGGUGAAGUUCUGAUAAGGUGUAAUAAUGUCCUUUAUAUAAGGGGUGUGGAGGAGGAGGAAGAAGAUGGAGAAAUGAGAGAAUAAACUAUUGCUUUUGGAAACAUUUUUAAA
Messenger RNA from Euleptes europaea (tarantolino), 291 nucleotides. RefSeq names its product small nuclear ribonucleoprotein F-like. Gene Ontology annotation, cellular component: U1 snRNP; catalytic step 2 spliceosome. Gene Ontology annotation, biological process: spliceosomal snRNP assembly; mRNA splicing, via spliceosome. Bases 4 to 264 code for a protein of 86 amino acids. Gene Ontology annotation, molecular function: RNA binding. The transcript has a single exon. The record is from RefSeq and is a predicted model, not a curated record. NCBI's taxonomy places the organism in Eukaryota, Metazoa, Chordata, Lepidosauria, Squamata, Sphaerodactylidae.